UAAUAAAAAGAACUGAAAAAAAUAUAUAUUUUUUAAAAUGCUUGAAACGUGGCACCACAAUAUUAUGCCACGUGGGUAGUUUGCAACCUGAGUGUAGCCCAGCUAGCACCCAAGUUUUGGUCUGCUCCAAGCACCUUUUUGCCUUCUAUACAUCUUCUUUCCACGCGCUGUUCGCUUCGCGUGGGCCCUUCUAAAAGUCUCUCAGCUCCACGUUCCAAAGCUACACCGAUAAUGGAUCCUCCCAGCAGUAUUUAGUCAUCACUAACUCCAUUUUUUUUCCUUCAACCUUGGCUUGCCUUCUUCUCCUCCUCCUCCUCUACAACCUCCCACUCCCCUUCCACUUCCACUUCCAACCAUGGCCGAUAUCAACCCCCGCCGCAAAUCCAAAACCAAGCCUUCAGCCACCACCACCACCACAACCACAACCACCACCAGUGACGACGGCCGACACGACGGCUUCCCUGACGAAUGCGACGCCCAGGUGUGGGCCUCCUUCGACCAGACCUUCCGCCAGGUUCAGUCAGUGCUGGACCGUAACAGAGUGCUGAUUCAACAGGUGAACGAGAACCACCAGUCUCGAAUUCCCAGCAACAUGGUGGACAACGUGGCUCUCAUCCAAGAACUCAAUGGGAACAUCUCUAAAGUUGUCUCCAUGUACUCCGAUUUCUCCUCUGACUUCUCCUCUGGGUUCAAUAACAACAAAUCCAGAAAUGGCAAAAGAGGAAGCAGCAACCCAGAUGCUUGACGAAGAAUUCAAGCCACAGAAACAAAGAACAAAGAAAAUAAAAAAAAAAAAAAAAAAAAAA
Messenger RNA from Cucurbita pepo subsp. pepo (vegetable marrow), 806 nucleotides. Its product is annotated as protein EARLY FLOWERING 4. Gene Ontology annotation, biological process: positive regulation of circadian rhythm; entrainment of circadian clock. The record is from RefSeq and is a predicted model, not a curated record. Lineage: Eukaryota; Viridiplantae; Streptophyta; Magnoliopsida; Cucurbitales; Cucurbitaceae. Gene Ontology annotation, cellular component: nucleus.